CUCGUCCCGUCUCGUCUCGUCUCGUUCCGCGUCGUGUCUGUCGGGUCGCGGCCAAUACAAGUUGAAAACUCGCGUCCGUCCGCUGCGUUGAAAUCAUUGAAACUGUCAAUCGCGCGAGUGUGGCUACAUCCGGGCAUCGUAGCUUUAAAGCUACCAAGAAGGUAUCUACCGAUGAUCGUCGAUCAAAUAUUUGACAUGUUUCGGUACACGGCAAACUCGCUCGACCCCGCUUGGAACGUCUCACAUGUACGCGUACUAUAGUACGAAACGUAAGCGCUUGAGGAAAAAGACUCGCCGGUCGUUUCACGAAUGACAACAGGCGCGCGUUCUACGCCGACAAAGUUCAACGACGUAUACGAAACGCUCCGAGUUUUCAGUUUUACUACCGGAAGUGCCACAAGUGUCGAAAGUACCGAAAAGUACUGACAGUGCCGGAAGUCCUGCUGAGCAAUUCUGCCGAGGUCGCGAGAAUUCGAAAAACGUAAAUCGUAACGCAGAAAGACGCGAGGACGGCCCCGUUAGUUUGCCAAUGUGUCGAUCCAUUACUCUAUGAUUUUUUUCUAUGCCAAAUGCAAUUGAGAUUCUGGAUUCGAAACCUGUUCCACACACGGACUACACUCCCGCUCGUUCCCCGAGUUCAAUGGCAUUCGCCACUUGGGCCACAGACAUUGUACAGACAUUUUUCUCAAGCGACGCAUAUACGCGAGGACAAAAGGAAUAAGGAGAAACGCAGUACGGGUAAUUUUUCACGGCGACUAUAUAAGAACGUUGUCACGAUGUAAUCUCAGGAUGAGCGCAAACGCAUCGAGCGGAUAAACGCGCGCGAGCCAGGCAAAAGGGGAUACAAAGGGAUCGAGGAAGGAGGAAAGCGAUGGUGGUGGAGUGGCUAUGCCCUGGACUCAGGCCGACCAGGAGCAACAGGCCUCGUCUUUUGCACUGUAAAGUGAUACUUCUGGACGAGCACGAAUUGUUGCAAGAUGUCUUGAGCUCGAACCUAGGUCAAGAAUUGUUGGAUCGAGUGUUCAAGCAUCUUAAUUUAUUGGAAACUUCUUAUUUUGGAUUACGCUAUCUUGAUCACGGAAAUCAGACGCAAUGGCUCGAUCAAAGCAAAAAGCUCGGAAAGCAAUUGAAGGUUCAUAAAGGAGAUCCUGGAUCAGAUGUUCACACUCUGUAUUUUGGUGUUAAAUUUUACGCGGCAGAUCCAUGUAAACUCAUCGAAGAGAUUACCAGAUACCAAUUUUUCCUACAAAUCAAGCAAGAUAUUUUGCAAGGAAGAUUGCCCGUAUCCUUUGAUUUAGUUGCGGAAUUGGGAGCCUACGUUGUUCAAUCGGAACUUGGUGAUUAUGAUCCUAGACGACACUCUCCUGGAUAUGUCACGGAAUUUCGAUUCCUCGCCAAUCAGACUACGGAACUGGAGAAUCGUAUAGUAGAAAUCCAUAAAACUCUCAUAGGACAGUUACCUUCAGCUGCAGAAUUAAAUUAUCUGGAUAAAGUAAAGUGGUUGGAAAUGUAUGGGGUAGAUUUGCACCCAGUGUUGGGCGAGGAUAGCGUGGAAUAUUUUUUGGGCCUAACACCGAGCGGAAUAAUAUUGCUACGCAACAAAACCAAAGUAGGAAAUUAUUAUUGGCCUCGAAUUAAUAAAAUCUACUACAAGGGUAGAUACUUCAUGCUGAGGGUGAGUGAAAAAAAUUCAGAGGAGAGAACACAUGGUUUCGAGACACCAUCAAAAGGAGCCUGCCGUCAUCUCUGGAAAUGUUGCUUGGAGCACCAAGCAUUUUUCCGAUUAAUGGCAACCGGUCCACCGCCUUUGAGUCCAUAUUCUCGUUUUCAUUCAUACAGUCCUCCGUCCACUUUGGAGAAACACACAGCUAUUAGACGAAAUCCUCCGCCGUUUCAGAGGACCCCCAGUCGGAGGGCACAAAGACGAGUUGUCGAAGGUCAAGAAAUGGUCGGUUCAUUCAUCGAAACACCCGUCACCGUAAUCACGAAUUCAGGUUGCAAUCCAUCCGGCAAUGUUCCGUGCAAUACGCAAAGACAGAUGAACACCUCGAGUCCGAGAAGCACGAGAAGUGCACCGUGGACGCAAAGUCAACCCCGUGGUCUUUACACCUCGUCUAGUCCUCGCUCCGUUCGCUCCGCGGGAACAGCGCCGGCACUCUUAAGUAGACUUCAACGUCGCAGCAGCUCAGUAGAGAGUCAAAGCUCAGGGGAUAGUCAUAGUCGCGGCGGUCACCGUAGACGAAGUCAUAGUCAUAGUCAUCGUCGACACAGCAGACAUUCCGACUGUGAAUCUGAACUCUCCAGAUGUUCAGACACGAGAUCCGGCCACCGGAAACACCGUAGAAAACAUAGGAAUUCCCGUUCUUCUAGACACGAAUUGGUAGAUUCAGAGCCACAAUGGAGAGAAGCGCAGAAACGAAAAGGGGAAGGCGUGCAAAAAGCUAUCGUAAGUCACACAGAGCCUAGAAGAAGACAUAGAAGCAGACAUCGAAGUCCUUCCCAAAAACAGUCACUGCCGGAUGAACUUCGAAAACACUUGGAAUUUGGCCUAGUCGAUACUAGUGGGAUGAGUGAGCAGCAACGUCGAGAGAUAUCCUACACGGUGGUGCAGUCGCAGCCUGUACAACAAUCUCCUUUACAACCUAACAAUUCUCGAUUAGACGACACAGAUUCACCGUCCCUACCUAGAACUGUCGGAUCCAUUGGCAAAAGAGAAAGAAGAAUCGUGCGGCAUAAUCGUGAUGGAAGUGCUUAUAACUUGCUGUCCGCAACAUCCAAUCGAGUCGAGGCAAAAUCUCCCGGAGUUCGAAACGAAUAUAACAUCAAGAGGGAUUUUUAUUAUACUCGUAACAACAGAGUGUCAAUAGGCAAUAAUACGGACAGUGGUCUCGGGGAGAGUACACCGCAGGACUUUUCAAGCUGCCGCUCAAGUUCUACAGACAGCAAUAAACCUAUUCACUUAACACAAUUGCAAUUAGGGGGAGAGGUACUCUAUGAACUGCCUUCAAAUCAAGAAAUCUAUCCUCCUGUUGACACUACUUUGGAUGUUGUUCUUCAACCCAUUAUAUCAACUUUAACAAGGAGGCAGCGAAACCAGCCGAAAUAAUUAACAAACUUUAAUAAAACAAAAUAAAACAGUUUAACAUUUA
This is a messenger RNA of Nylanderia fulva, 3149 nucleotides long. Lineage: Eukaryota; Metazoa; Arthropoda; Insecta; Hymenoptera; Formicidae. The record is from RefSeq and is a predicted model, not a curated record.